CUUUUUUUUUUUUUUUUUUCCUUUCAUGUCUCUUACAUCACCCUCUCUCCUCUUGGCGUUCCUCAACAGGUUUGCUUCUCUGCCCCCCUUUCUCUCUCUACCUCUGAUACUGUGUUUUUUCUGCUUAGUCUUCUUUUCCGUGGUAAAACAAAGAAACCCAUUUUGGAUAUUUUAAGGAUUUAAUCUUGUUCCUGUGUGUAAAAUCAGUAGUCGUUUACAUUUUUCGUUGUACAGAAUAUGUUAUAGGGACCAAGCGAGCCUAUAAAUGGUUUAUUUUUUUACUUAUUUAUUUUAAUUGUUUGGAGUUAUAGAAUGUUAGAAGCUUAAUCGGCCCAAAAUCUGCAGGUUUUCAGGUGAAUCUGGUUUUCGUUUCUCAAAUUCAUAUGCUAAAGCAAUAUAAGCCCAGGCUUAAAAAUUUCACAAACCCUUGAUUAAUUAAAUCAAAAAGAAUGCUCACCAUUAACUCAUCCUCCAAAACCAUUAAAAGGGUUCUUCUUUCCCAAUCCAAAAACCCAAUAUUUUCCUUCCUCCAGAAAUCUAACUAUGUCAAUGUCUACAUGAAAUGGAAGAAAGAUCCUUACUACGACUCUAUCGACCAAAUCCACAAGUCCAUAGUCCUUAAACCCAUCAUGAACCUUAAAAACUGCAUUGCCCAAGACCCCAAUGGCUGUAUCCCAAUCUCUGAAGUGUCCAAAAGAGGACUACAAUUGGAUGUACCCAUGAAAGUUGCCAAGUUCUUAAGGCGAUAUCCUUCAAUUUUCGAAGAGUUCACGGGUCUUCAGUACAAUCUUCCAUGGUUCAGACUAACCCCUGAAGCUGCUGAGAUUGACAGAGAGGAGAAAAGGGUUUAUGAGGAUUGUGGGGAAGAUUUGAGAGAGAGAUUGAAGAGAUUUAUAUCGAUGAGUAAAGAUAGAGCCUUGCCUUUGAAAAUAAUACAGGGAAUGAAAUGGUAUUUGGGUUUGCCUGACGAUUUUUUGCAAGUCCCACAGAAGAAUCUUGAUGGGUCUUUUAGGUUUGUGGAUAUGGGAGAUGGGUUAAAGGGUUUGGCUGUUGAAAGUGAUGAAAAGGUCUUGUCUUGUGUUCAAACGAAUGCAAUGAAGAGAGGGGUGUAUUUUGGAGGUUCAAUGGAGGCAAUUGAGUUUAGGUUUUUCCCCAUAAAAGGGUUGAGGUUGAAGAGGAAGAUCAAGGAUUGGUUGGAGAUGUUUCAGAAGCUUCCUUAUGUGUCACCUUAUGAGGAUUUUUCGAAUUUGGAUUCAGAUAGUGACUUGGCGGAAAAACGACUUGUGGGGGUUCUUCAUGAGAUGCUUAGUCUCUUUGUUGAGAAUUCAGCAGAGAGGAAGAAGAUUCUGUGCCUCAAGAAGCACUUUGGACUGCCGCAAAAAGUGCACAAGGCAUUUGAGAGACACCCAAAUAUGUUUUAUUUGUCUUUUAGGAACAAGACUUGUACGGCUAUUCUCAAAGAGGCUUACUGUGACCCGUCUGCUAUUAAGGAGCAUCCGUUGCUCAGAGUUAGGAAAAAGUACAUAAAGUUGAUGAAAGAGUCCAAUUUGAUUUUGAAGAAGAGUAGGUAUGGUAACCACUUGACUGAUCAUAGAAAUUUGAAGCUGGAUUUGGAUUCGGAUUCGGAUUUAGAUGAUGAAUACAGAGGAGUGAUCGAAGAGCAAUCUUUGUAGAUGGUUUUCCCCCAAUGUAUAUUUACAAUGGAGAGGAGCUUAUAUUUGGGUAUUUUCCUGAGCGGCCGAGGUGCAUUACAGUUCAAUUUAGCCAGGAGGUAAUGAAAUCAAAUAUUUUCUUUGACAAUUGGCAUAGAUAACCCGCAUCUAUUUUAACGAUAAGAUGAAUGAAAUGUUGCCAAGAUUUGUUGAUAAAUUUGAACUUUUUUUUUUUUUUUUUUAAUGCUUGGUUCAACUCCCUGAGCUGUUUAAUUGACAUCUUCAUUGUACACAGUGCAUUUUCUCCAAGAAUUCUACUUGAUAGCCUAGAACACUUGUUUCUGAACUCGCGGCAUCACGAAAAAGCUUUCGCAAGAUUUGAUUUAUCUCCAACAUUGUUUGAUUCUCGAGGUUGUUUGUUCGUAACAAUUUUGUUUAAUUUUCUUUUUACCCGUUACGUUGUUAUGUAUAGAGCUUCCUGUAUCUUGCUCAAAGAAGAAAUGUUGGAAUAUCAAUUUAUAAGCUAGAGAUGAGAGUAUUCUCUGAUAACUCAAACUUUCAGUUCUAA
Molecule: messenger RNA, 2220 nt
Organism: Morus notabilis
Lineage: Eukaryota; Viridiplantae; Streptophyta; Magnoliopsida; Rosales; Moraceae
Product: protein WHAT'S THIS FACTOR 1
Exons: 2
Coding region: 450-1673 (407 amino acids)
Molecular function (GO): RNA binding
Source: RefSeq, a predicted model, not a curated record